Salvelinus sp. IW2-2015 is the source of this 444-nucleotide messenger RNA. NCBI's taxonomy places the organism in Eukaryota, Metazoa, Chordata, Actinopteri, Salmoniformes, Salmonidae. The record is from RefSeq and is a predicted model, not a curated record.
AUGGAGCCAUGUAACACAGAGUCAAAGGUCAAACUAGGUCAGUGUCAGCUGACCGCUUCCACCCCCUACCGUCGUCAUUCAGCAAUGCACUCUUACCCAGAACCACUGGCUGCACCCAAGGAACCUUCCUGCUUCCUGUCCCAAGGCUAUGCCUCCUACAGCCCCCUAGCCCCACUGCAGCAGUUCUCACCAGGUGUGUAUUCUACCAGUGGAAAAUCCCAAAGUUCUCAGUACUCUCUCCAGGGCAUCUCCACUCCAACCCAUCAAGACAGUAGCAUGCAGUCCCUCUUCCCCAAGCCCAUCUACUCAUACAGCAUUCUGAUCUUCAUGGCUCUGAGGAACAGUAAGACAGGGAGUCUCCCGGUUAGUGAGAUCUACAGGUUCAUGACUGAACACUUCCCCUACUUCAAGGUACAGCAGGAGGACAUUAUGUCUUCUCACUGA